This is a messenger RNA of Pseudo-nitzschia multistriata, 2000 nucleotides long. The record is from the annotation of a GenBank genome assembly. NCBI's taxonomy places the organism in Eukaryota, Bacillariophyta, Bacillariophyceae, Bacillariales, Bacillariaceae.
CAAUGUUUUCAUUACCACUGGCGUGACGAUUCCAAAAAUGGAAACCAUUCACCAUUCAGAAUCCUUAUUUGCAUAAAAAUUGAGCGAGAAGACAGAAAAUCUAGUGAACACAAUUAUUUUAUGGUUCGUUGUAACCAUAUCACAAUCGUAGUAAUUGUCGAAGCCGCGAUUCGCGAAGUCAUGAAGUCGUUUUACCAAAUCAUUCUGCUCUUAAUUAAUCUACCAGGACAACUCUUACUUUCUAGUCAUGCCCAGAUCUACCCUAGUGUUGAGGACGAGUUACUUUUCCAAGUUGGUGCAGUGGCUUCUUCUUCGUUUGAAUUAUCAUUGUAUCCCACACCAACGAAGUUGGACAAUCGAGCGACUGCACAAAUACAGAACAAAGUCGAGAAUGUGCUAUUGAGUUCGUCUUCUUCUUCUUCGGAUUUUGAUUCUCUCAAAGGCAUCAAGAUUUCAGUCGAACGCGUGCAAUUUAUCGAAGGGUAUAAACUACAAGAAAGAUCUACAGCUGAGUCUAACAAGAAGGUAUCCUUUAUCAAUGCCUCUAUUUUUCAAUUCAAAGCUAUCACGUAUUUUGAUGUAAAUCAUGAGCCGUAUUCUAAUCCAUCUCAGUUUACAGUGGACAAUCUCAUUGUACGAACCUUCUCUCAGCCUUCAACAAAAUCUAGUUUUAUCGAGCUUGUCGGCCUGACUGGAGAUCCGUUUCUUGUCGAUGUAGAAGGUAUUGGCAUCGAUGUCAAGUCAAACGAACGCGUCCCGACGAAAGACAAGUCUACUCAAUUAUCAAGGGUUGACAUCAUUCUUAUCACUUCAUCUUGCUUCAUACUCAUUGGUGUUGUUUUAGUACUUUUCGCUCAUAGUAAAAAAGAAGGCUAUGAAGAUCUUCAAGAACAGAAAUAUUUCAAAACAAAAAAUAGAUCUAAAGUAACAACUGACAAUGCGAGUCAAGUCGAUGGAACUGAUGAAAAUGAUCCAAUCAAGGCUCAGGAAGGUCAGAUUUCUUUGUCAAGGAUGAUGUCUGUUGAAAAAAAUAUUAUUGAAGCAGGAAGCCUUGAGAGCUCAAUCGAUAGCCAAUCUCAAAUCGCGAUCUCACUUACAAACAAAUCCCCUGAAGUUUCUGUUGCUUCACCAUCACCAUCGCACUUUACUUCCGGUCAAAGCUCUUCAGACAUGAGCUCUUUGGACACAAGCUCUUCGGACUCAAGCUCUUCGGACUCGAGCUCUUGUAGCCCGAGCUCUUCGGCCUUUACAUAUCGUAUGGACGAAUCAAUCUGUGAAUCCAUUCGUGAGCAAAGUGACUCUACUUUAGAUUCGGAACCUAUGGGAAGUGAGGAGAUUAACCACUACUCAAAAGUUCACACAGCGGCUACGAGUGAGCUAGCGUUGAAGCUGCUAAACCUCACUAACACAGCUACGUACGUUUCGAGGAAGAAAUUCGGUUCAGGAUAUUCAUCUUCGGUCUCGGCCCCUACAAUCCUGGAGGAAGCUGCGGGGCAAUACAUGAAUGAGAGUAAAGUGGACGAAAAAUCAAUAAAGUCUGCUCAAUCUGCUGGUUCAAUUGAAUCCGUCGAAUCUGAUACUACACUGAACGCAAGCAACCCAAUUUUCAAAGGGUUGGUUAUGUUCGGAAGCACUCAGGAAUUCCACAACAGUUGGAUGGAGUCAAGGAAGAAAGCCCUCGAAGAUAUUGAAGAGGAGAGUAUUGAUGAUGUAUUUCACGUUGAUGUCCAGCGGAGUGUAAUUUUCAAUGGAGAGACAGAAGCUGCAAAGAGUACGUGGUCGCCUUCGGUUUCUGAAUGGAUGAAGUCAAUACGUGUUUUCAAUUCUGCUUCAGAAAUGCAAUCUUCAGCAUUUAGCAAUGGCAAAGAAAACGAUUCUUUGGAUCUCUCGCUCGAAUCUUCUCUGGCCACAUCGAUAGUUGAACCUUAAAAUUCGCACAUCUAGGUAGUUCCAUCACAACUAUCUAUUCAGUGAUAGGCGAAUAAAUGUAAAGAUUAAUA